ACGAUAAUGGAUUUAUUAGAACCUUCUAAAGAAAUUUUAGAAGAUUUCAAUAAAGCGUAUAAAGAAUACAUGAUAAACAAGACCCUGUUAUAUUUUUGUAAACAGUCUGUAUUCUGUAAUGACAAAGGCUUAGACAUUGAAACUAAAGAUUUAAUUAAGACUUUAAUAGAAAAUAAGGAGGUUCAAGAAUAUGCAUUAUUGAAGAAAGAUCCAAGAAAUAGCGCUGAUAAUAUGAACUUAUUAGGUUUACCGAAUGAACAAAUUAACAUCCUUCCAAGACAAAACCAAACAAUUCUAAUAAGCCAUAUGAACCAGUUAAUGAAAACUGUGUUUGCAAAUAAUUUAAAAAAACUGAAUACAAUAUGUCAAGGUGACUUAACAAAACAUUCACAAGAUACAAAUUUAGAAAACAAGAGAAUGAGCUUACACGAAGAACUAUUUGAUAAUUAUUCCACACUACGAUCAAAAAAACUUGAGAGAAUUGAACUAAUUAAGAGAUUUUUGGAUCUCAAAAAUAAGUUGAUACAAUAUGAUUCAACACAUGCUGUAGAUCUAUUAGAGCAAGGUUAUAUGAUUGAAGACGCCAGAAUUACCCUGUUACAGUAUGCAGCUAAGCGUAGAAUAUUUAAGUCAUCUCAAGCAAUUAAAGCAACUUCUAUUGUGUUGCAGGACAUUGAAUCAGAAAUACAGCUAAUUAAUGAUAAAAUAAAAAAAUUACAAAAUUAGUUAUAUAAAUAUAAAUAUAUUUUUAUAGAACUUAUAACCCCUUUUUACGUCUCAUUAAGUAAUAAGUUUCAGCAAAGAUUACAAAAUGUGUCUGCUGAAACUGAGACAUUUAUGUUAUGUGCGAUCAAC
Ctenocephalides felis (cat flea) is the source of this 855-nucleotide messenger RNA. RefSeq lists its product as uncharacterized. The record is from RefSeq and is a predicted model, not a curated record. The transcript is spliced from 3 exons. The coding region runs from base 7 to 726 and encodes 239 amino acids. NCBI's taxonomy places the organism in Eukaryota, Metazoa, Arthropoda, Insecta, Siphonaptera, Pulicidae.